AUGGACAGACAGAACCCGCCCAGACUCGUGGACCUGGCCAGCCAGAGCCUUUUAGAGGAUGAAGCCGCUGCCAUGGCCGCUCUGCAGUCACUUCCCAGGGAAUGCUUUCCGCCCCUGUUCGUGUUGGCUGUUGCGAGGAGACGCUGCAGGAUGGUCCAGGCGAUGGUGGAGGCCUGGCCGUUCCCCUACCUCCCCCUGGGGGCUCUGCUGGAAGCUCCCCAGUGUGAUCAGGAGAUCUUGAAGGCAGCCCUCAGUGGCAUCGAUGCGCUGCUUGCCCGUGACUUUCGACCUACACGUUGGAAACUCCAAGUGCUGGACCUCAGAAGCGACGCUGAGACCAACUUCUGGCACAAGUGGGCUGGGCUGGGGGAUGGGAUCUCAGCGAGCCCCUUACGGGAGAGUGGGGCUUCGCAGCCCAACCCAGAGAGGCACAGAGUGGGCCCCUCCAGCACAUGGGAGAAGCAGAAGUUCGCCUCCACGGAGGUGCUGGUCCUUUUCUCGGACCUGUGCUUCAUGGAGCCCUCUCCAGAUGAACUGCUCACUUUCCUUGUGAAGAGGGUCAUGCAGAACAAACUUAUCCCCCGACUGUGCUGUAGGAAACUGGAAAUUCUUCAUAAGCCUCUGGAAAACGCUAUUAUGCAUAGGAUCUUGGAAAAGGUCGAGCUGGCUCGUGUGGAGCAGUUAGAAGUGAACUGUGAGUGGAAUUUGGUUGACCUGGCCUGGUUUGUUCCUUUUCUGGGUCAGAUGAUUCAUCUGAAUAGACUGUUACUCAGUGAUGUCCAGGUUCACGCCUGCUCGAUAUCCUCAGGAACGGUAAACAGGCUUUGGGACAAAUUCACCACCCAGUUGUCUAAACUGCAACAACUUCAGCAUCUCCACCUCGACUCCGUGCACUUUCUGGCAGGUCGCCUACCCCAGAUGUUCAACUCUCCGCGCCCAGCUCCUUGCGCCCAGCUUCCCACGCCCCGCUCCCCACGCUGGCAGCUCCCCGAGCCCAGCUCCCCACGCCCAGAAACCCUGCACUGGAAGCUCCCCACGCUGGCAGCUCCCCACGCCCAGGCUCCCCGCGCCCAGCUCCCCACGCCCAGCUCACUGCACCCAGCUCCCCACGCCCAGCUGCCCACGCUGGCAGCUCCCCACGCCCAGAAACCCUGCACUGGAAGCUCUCCACGCCCAGCUCCCCGUGCUGGCAGCUCUCUGCACCCAGCACCCCACACCCAGCUCCCCCGCACCCAGCUCUCCAUGCUGGCAGUUCCCUGCGCCCAGCUCCCUGUGUUGAGUCUCAGGUGA
This is a messenger RNA of Elephantulus edwardii (Cape elephant shrew), 1290 nucleotides long. Its product is annotated as melanoma antigen preferentially expressed in tumors-like. The transcript has 2 exons. Lineage: Eukaryota; Metazoa; Chordata; Mammalia; Macroscelidea; Macroscelididae. Gene Ontology annotation, cellular component: cytoplasm. The coding region runs from base 1 to 1290 and encodes 429 amino acids. The record is from RefSeq and is a predicted model, not a curated record.